AUGGAGUCGAGCGCAGAGCAUGCAGAGCAUGCAGAUUCGCCCACCAUGGAAGCAGUGCUGUCAUCGGUGGGUCCAAGUUCUACUCUUGGUGGCAAACCAAGAUCUUCGAAGCCUGUGCGCAUCACUGGUAGUUUCGUCCGCUCCACCACAGAAACCAUGAACCAUCGGCAUUUGAGGAGGCUACAAGCCUUUCUCAACAGUUAUUACUUGGCCAACUUUAUGGCUGCCAUCGUUCUAAUUGAUGCAUACUGCACGUGUGUAGACAUUGAUGCAACUGCUGCCGGUACGGAUCCACCGCAGUUCUUCGCGGUCAUCUCAGAUUUCUGCCUUGUGACAUAUAGCCUUGAGGUUGCUGCGAUACUUUUUGCAUUUGGCUGGAGACUUUUCUUGAGUGAUGGGAUGAUGAUCCUCGACAUCGUCAUAGUCGGUUGUGGCUGGACAGAAAAAAUCAUUGCUUCUUUCGCCGACGGAGCCCUCGGUUUCCGCACCGCAGUGUUGCGAGCCCUGCGCCUGGUGAGGAUUUUUAGGCUCAUGCGCUUGUUGAAGCGGAUCCGACCCCUGCGAGAGUUGCAUAAGCUUGUCAUGAUGAUGGCCACGUGCUUCAGGGCAUUGCUGUGGUCUUUCCUGCUGUGCUUCGUUGUGAUGACGGUUUGGGCUAUGCUUAUGGUGGAAGUUGUCAAUCCGCAUGUGAGGGAGAUGCACCAAGAUCAAGGAUUCUUCGGCGACUGUCAUCCUCAAUGCACACGGGCAGUCUCUUCCGUGAUGUAUGCAAACUUGUUGCUCUUCAAGACCGUCAUUGCAGGAGAUAGCUGGGGCGAGAUUGCUGUGCCAGUGAUCCAGGAACACCCAGCAACUGGAGUGAUUUUCAUCGGCUCUUCGCUGACACUCGUUUUCGGAGUCUUGAACCUCAUUGUUGCCGUGGUGGUCGACACCUUCGCGGAUGCACGGCUCAACGACGUCCAAAAUCUGGCCGAGGAGAUGGAAGAUGAGAUAGAGCAUGACCGAAAGGCCUUGGGGAAGCUUUUUACAAGAAUCGACAAGGACGGGAGUGGACAGUUAACCUUGCAGGAACUAAUAGAAGGAGCUCGCCACGAUGCGGGGUUUCAAAGUCGGCUGCGGGUCAUGGACAUCGAUGAGCAAGACUUGGAGCAGCUCUUCCACAUGAUUGACAUGGAUCAGAGCGGCACCAUUGAGGUGGCAGAGUUUAUUGGGCCACUGAGCCGAUGGGCGCAUGAUUCCAAGACAGCUCCACGCUUCAUUAAGUACAACAUGAUCCAGACGAUGCAUCUCCAAGAGGAGUUGUACGAUCUCUCCGUGGAGUGCUUUCAGCAGAUGGCUGCGCGGAUUGAGGAUUUGACGUCUCAGGUUCAUGGGAUGAGGCACGGCCUCAUCGCUGGAGCCCAUGCGCCAGGUUCGCCAGACGAGCCGAGAAGCGACGAUGGCAGCGGAGCAGUUUCCAGGUCGUCCUCGGCACCUUCCCAAGCUGCCACGGAGGAUCUGCACGAGUGCCGAGCUGAUUCUUUAUCGGGGUCCCACAGCCUGGCGAGACCAGUGUCACAAGGCAAGCUGGAAACGCCGAAGGAGUUCCCAAGUGUUGAAGUCCAUCAGCCGCCCUCCUCGCAUCAUGCGGAGUUCCUCGAGCCAGCAUCUGCAGAGAAGCAUGUGCAGCAAAGGAACACCGUCCUCGAGGCAAUGCUCGAGUCGUCCGUUUCCAGGCUUGAGGCCAAGUUGGACUUGUUGCUGGCUGAAAGCCGUGCCACCAGGCCCAAUCCGGGAGUUGGAAGUGAGGAACUGGGCGUGUUUAAACCCCGCCGGAAGCAGAAGGGCGGCAAGAAGAUGCUGCACCCCGAGGCAUUCCGAAGCAUGUACAUGAACAUCAAUCGCCAGAUUUCCAUGAUGGAGCUUCCAGGGUCAGCCCCAGAGUCACCGGUUGAGGGCGGCUUCGCAAGGAGGAAGAGCCUCAGAGCAGCCGUAGGGGACGAUGGCGGGCUUUUCGCAUUCGCUCGACACCUGAGUCCAUUUGCAUCGGAAGCUCCCAGUGCUGAGAAUCCGCAGGUUUCACCCAAAAACCAAUCCCCUGCCGACGCUUAG
This is a messenger RNA of Symbiodinium natans, 2091 nucleotides long. Lineage: Eukaryota; Dinophyceae; Suessiales; Symbiodiniaceae. The record is from the annotation of a GenBank genome assembly.